This is a messenger RNA of Talaromyces stipitatus ATCC 10500, 1357 nucleotides long. Its product is annotated as reverse transcriptase, putative. The record is from RefSeq and is a predicted model, not a curated record. NCBI's taxonomy places the organism in Eukaryota, Fungi, Ascomycota, Eurotiomycetes, Eurotiales, Trichocomaceae. The annotation marks the transcript as partial. The transcript is spliced from 2 exons.
CAUGGAGGAGAAUGAGAUGGGACUGCAUGGAUUUCGAAUCAGUCAAAUUGCCUGGCUCCAGAAAGACAAAGAGAACGCCAUUGGAAAACAUGGAUCGCUUGGGAUCUGGUUCGACAGCCGCGAGGCCGCAGAAUGGCUAAUGGACCAUGGCCUGCUGGUCGGACGCACCCAUAUUGGCAGCGUGGUACCCUUCCAAGUGAAAGAGAAGAGGUGCUACCAGUGCCAAGGUUUUGGCCAUUUGGCAUGGGCAUGCAAAGAAUGGGCACGCCACCCUGGAAGCACCUCAACCAUCGAUCUCAUGGUCACCAACCACCCAGAGAGCGUCGUAAAAUGCCACCUGUACCAUGACCACUAUGGGUCGGAUCACCGGGCCACUUACUCGCAAUGGUCCCUUCAACCAGUAUGGAACGCAGAACCAAAACCUAGGAAGGCAUACGACCGAUCAGACUGGGAAAAGAUUGGGAAAUCAGUGCACGCUCAGAUGGCCCCUCUCUCUACAAUCCAGUCGAUCACAGAGCUCGAUAGAGUAGUAGAAAAGCUCAUCUCCUGUACAACAAAGGCCAUAGACCAACACACGCCAGAAAUGAAACCAUCACCGUACGCCAAACGAUGGUUCUCCCCAGAGCUGAAAUUACAACAAGGAGAGGUCAACAGGGCCCGUCGCAAAUGGCAAGAGAGCUGCGCCACAAGAGGCCGCCAACACACAGUAUUGAAUGCCCUUUUCCAAGACAUGCAAAGAAAACGCCACGCGUGGGCGCGAACCAUCGAGAAAGUCAAAUCACAACACUGGAAGGAGUUCCUUGAUAAGGCGGGAGAAGGACAUCUUUGGAAAGCAGCAUCAUACAUGAAACCGCGGGAAUCGUAUAGCUGUAUUCCACCACUAAAAGACGGCAUAAAUGAGGUGGUAGACAAUGCAUGUAAAGCCAAAUUGUUCAUGGACGCAUUCUUCCCCAAGAUGGCAGCACCAGAAGCCAUGGAAGACCCAGAACACAAUGAAGAAAUUCGAUGGGAUCCAAUCACUAAGGAAGAGGUCUACCGAGCCCUACAGCGCAUGAAAACCAGGAAGGCUCCAGGAGAAGACGAAAUCCCAACGCUGGUAUGGAAGCAAAUUUGGCCGUACCUCAGCGAAGAGAUCUUCCAGAUCUUCACAGCAUCAAUUAACCUCGGAUAUUACCCACAACAAUGGAAAAGAGCGAGAAUCGUGGUCCUCCGGAAACCGAACAAACCGGAUUAUGCCAUCCCGGGAGCGUACCGACCGAUCUCGCUCCUGAACACGCUUGGCAAGGUCCUAGAAGCGGUUAUUGCAAAACGUCUCUCUUACUACGCAGAGACCUAUAACCUACUGCCAAACACUUAG